This is a messenger RNA of Rotaria socialis, 456 nucleotides long. NCBI's taxonomy places the organism in Eukaryota, Metazoa, Rotifera, Eurotatoria, Philodinida, Philodinidae. The record is from the annotation of a GenBank genome assembly.
AUGAUCUGUUGUGAGUUUGAUGGUGUCUUGAAUAGUAAUUCGUUGUGCUUCUGUGAAGAUGUACCGUUCAAAGUUCAUAGACCGAGCAAUAGUCAAGCCGAUGAUUCGGCUUUGAUAUACGUUGAUGACUCCAACAAUAUUCGUCUUGGUGUAAUUGUUGGUAUUAUUCGAUUAAUAGCUACUACUAACAUAGGGAUGUGCAGUGUCGGUAUACUGAUCACCGACUUGCACCGACUUGCACCGACGGUGUGCUCAGUGGNGGAUUGUGAUUUCUUCUUACUUAAUGGGAUAAAAUACAUAAAUGAUUUACUUGUCUAUACACAAUUUCCAACACCUCCAAAUACUAUUUCCAUUGGAUAUAAUUCAAUCAUAGAGAAAGCUGCCUAUCGAUUCGAUCAACAUCAGAAUUCAAUAUGUGAAUUACACCUUUUUCCAAACCUUCUAGAAUCUACAUGA